Molecule: messenger RNA, 933 nt
Organism: Ricinus communis (castor bean)
Lineage: Eukaryota; Viridiplantae; Streptophyta; Magnoliopsida; Malpighiales; Euphorbiaceae
Product: putative gamma-glutamylcyclotransferase At3g02910
Exons: 1
Coding region: 225-788 (187 amino acids)
Molecular function (GO): gamma-glutamylaminecyclotransferase activity
Source: RefSeq, a predicted model, not a curated record
UAAACCUAGAUAUUAUAAAAUUAACAUAACAAAAAUUAGAAAUAUUGGAUAUAUAAGUACGGUAUUAAAACUAGCACCAGACUAUUAGGCCGUUACCAUAAAUGCGAUCAUCUCCCUCUUUCCUCACCAACCAAAACCACCUACGGAAGAUCAAAUCCCUCUCUCUCAAAUACACUCCCUUUCUCUCUCUAAAAAGUAUAUAAAAUAUAUAUAUAUAUAUAAGAAUGGGCUUUGAAACGGAAAAGAUCCACCGGCUGGCAUCAUCACCGACGGAGACGGCACUGAUAUUCACCUAUGGAACAUUAAAGAAAGGCUUUUCAAAUCACGGAUUAAUGCAGGAUCUGAUGCGAACCGGAGACGCCGUAUAUAAAGGCAUACACCGAACCGUAGACAAGUAUCCUCUUGUUUGUGGACCUUACAGAGUUCCGUUCCUCCUCAAUCUUCCCGGUGCCUCCGGAUCUCACCGCGUAACCGGCGAGUUGUACGCCGUGACGCAGCGAGGACUGUCUAGGCUAGAUGAGCUGGAAGGGAUAACUCGGUACCAUUACGAGAGGCUGCCGAUUACGGUGGCGCCGGUGAAGGAAGAUGGAGAUGCGGUGGUGGAGGUGGAAGCGUACUUUGCGCAUAGGAGUUAUGAGAUGGAGAUGUGGAAAAGGAAUGGGAAGAGAGGGUUUGGAGUUUACGGUGAGAUAGAAGCGAAAGGUUAUGUGAAGAGAAAAGACCGGCCACAGAAUCUGACUUUUCUGGAACAGAUUCAUGUUUUCGUAUCUUCUAUUGAUAAUAAUUGAUGUACAGUAAUUAUUUUUACCUGUCUGUGUCAUUUCUCCGAUUGCAAAUGUCUCUUUUUCUUUGAUGUUUUGCAAUUGGAAGUUUUAUGUAAAAUAAAUUUAACAAGCUUUUUCUUUCUAAUAAAAAAAAUGGUCUUUCUUACUA